AUGGCGUGGACCGAACCACGGUCGCAUCCAGAACCAAAGCCAAAACCAAAACUGACUGGGCCUUCAGUUUUACUGCCCUUCUUUCUCCUGCUUGCUGCCUUUGCUGAUCUCACUAUUGCUGGCCCACCCCAGCCAGCUCGCCCCCCUCUCCUAUCUGGACAGCCUUUUAUCAUCUUCUGGGGUAUCUCUGAUGCUUCCUGCUCUGGUAGGCCAGAUCCCAGAUCUUUCGGAAUGGAACAGGAGGGCCGAGUGGCUGUUUUUUACGAGGAGACACUGGGGAACUACCCUUAUUUCAUAAACAAAGACACACCGAUCAAUGGGGGGCUACCACAGAACACACAGCUGGAAAAACACCUCCAAAAGACACAGCAGGACUUGGAAGCAGCUUUACCUGCCCCAAGAUACCUGGGGCUUGGGGUGCUACACUGGGCAGAGUGGUUCCCCCAGUGGUUAAGGAACCGAGAGAAGCAGGUAAUGUAUCUGGAGGCAUCAAGGAAGCUGCUGAAGGCCUUCUUCCCUAACUGGACCCCAGAGGAGGUGGAGAAGUGGUCACAGGUGGACUUCGAGGCAGCAGCCCAGUCAGUAAUGAUGGAGACUUUACGGGAAGUGAAAAGAUUAAGGCCUAAAGCAUUGUGGGGCCUCUCCCCUUACCCCAGCUGCUACAGCGGUGAUCCUGCCCAAACCAUGUUAGCCAAUUACACCAACCAGUGUCCUUCUGCAGAGAUGGCCCUAAAUGAUGAGCUUCUUUGGCUAUGGAAACGAUGCUCCGCACUCUAUCCUCUCCUCACCCUGGAGAAACUGCAGGGUGGGACCUCUGAAGCCAGGCUUUAUCUGUCCAGUCAAAUCAGAGAAGCACUACGAGUAUCAUCUUUGACAGGGAUGGCGUUUGAUCUUCCUGUAUUCCCACUGAUCAAGAGUGUCUACAUCUCAACCAAUACCUUCCUGUCACAGGCAGAUCUAGUGAGCACCAUUGGACAGAGUGCUGCCAUGGGAACAGCUGGAGUUGUCAUCUGGGAGAGACGUGAGAUGAAGACAGAGAGAGAGUGUCAGGACCUGGCAGAGUUUGUCCGUAAGGUUUUGGGACCCUACUCCAUCAAUGUAACCACGGCAUCUCGACUCUGCUCAGCCUCUCUGUGCCAGGGAAAGGGCCGAUGCAUUCGUCAAAAUCCAGAAAGUUCCACCUACCUCCACCUACCGCCCCCAUCUGAAGUGGUGGAGAAGGGGAUAGAAAAGGCAGCAAAAGCCACAGAUUGGCCGGACACCGACACUAAACCAGCUGUACCAGACACAGCUGAGAUCUGGAAGAAGGACUUCCAGUGCCAGUGGUACAAGACUGCCGACAGUGACGUCUCAGACCAGCAGUCCCCCAAAGAUGGAGCAGUAGAAGAAAAUGUUGGACAAGUAAUAGGGACUACUUCUACCACAGCUUCUGCAACAAAAGGUGCCUCUGUGACUGAGUUAAGAGGAAGCAGUUCACCUGAUACUGGAAGUCCAACACCUUUAAUGGAAGUAACUACAGACGGUGGUAGGAAUCCACUCAGUGCUCCAAACCUUACUGUACUGCUGUUGCUAGUGGCUGGCAGUAUAUACCUGGAACCUUAA
Molecule: messenger RNA, 1602 nt
Organism: Micropterus dolomieu (smallmouth bass)
Lineage: Eukaryota; Metazoa; Chordata; Actinopteri; Centrarchiformes; Centrarchidae
Product: Glyco_hydro_56 domain-containing protein
Exons: 7
Coding region: 1-1602 (533 amino acids)
Biological process (GO): carbohydrate metabolic process; hyaluronan catabolic process
Molecular function (GO): hyalurononglucosaminidase activity
Source: RefSeq, a predicted model, not a curated record